AUGUCUAAGCCUUACACUUAUGCUUCACCAUCACCUUAUUACUAUAAAUCACCAUAUUCAUAUCAUUACAAGUCUCCUCCACCACCUUCUCCGCCUCCGACUCGUUACUAUUACAAGUCGCCGCCACCACUGCGCAAGUCGUCUCCACCUCCUUAUUACUAUAAAUCAACUUCACCGCCGAAAGCAUCCCCUCCAGCACAGUAUAUUUAUAAGUCACCACGUCCACCAUCUUCAUCUCCUCCUCCUCCUUAUGUUUAUAAUUCCCCACCACCACCUUCGCCAUCACCUCUUCAUCCUUAUGUUUAUAAGUCCCCACCACCACCUUCGCCAUCACCUCUUCAUCCUUAUGUUUAUAAGUCCCCUCCACCACCAUCACCUUCACCUCCUCCUCCGUACAUUUGUAAGUCACCAUCUCCUCAAUCACCAUCACCUCCUCCACCUUACGUGAACAAGUCUCCUCCUCCACCAUCUCCAUCACCUCCUCCUCAUGUUUAUAAGUUGCCACCACCACCUUCACCAUCCCCUCCUCCUCCAUAUGUGUACAAGUCUCCUCCACCUCCAUCUUCAUCACCUCAUCCCCCUUACAUUUAUAAAUCUCCACCACCACCAUCUCCACCUCCACCUCCUCCAUACAUUUACAAGUCACCACCUCUACCUUCACCUUCGCCACCUCCUCCAUACGUCUAUAAGUCACCACCACCUCCAUCACCAUCACCUCAUCCUCCAUAUGUUUACAAAUCUCCUCCCUUACCAUCUCCAUCACCUCCACCUCCAUAUGUUUACAAAUUCCCACCUCCUUCAUCUCUCUCUCCCCCUCCUCCAUACAUUUACAAGUCACCCCCACCCCCAUCUCCAUCACCACCUCCUCCAUAUGUCUAUAAGUCACAACCUCCACCUUCUCCAUCACCUCCUCCUCUUUAUGUUUAUAAAUCUCCACCACCACCUUCGCCUUCACCUCCUCCUCCAUACGUUUAUCAGUCACUGCCACCACCAUCUCCAUCUCCACCUCCUCCCUACAUUCAUAAGUCACCACCUCCACCUUCACCUUCACCACCUCCUCCAUAUGUAUACAAGUCACCACCUCCUCCAUCACCAUCUCCUCCUCCUCCAUACAUUUACAAGUCGCCUCCCCCUCCUUAUGUCUACAAAUCCCCACCUCCUCUAUCUCCAUCCCCUCCACCUCCUUACUACUAGAAGUCUCCUCCUCACUACUAGAAGUCUCCUCCUCCACCAUCUCCCUCACCUCCUCCUCCCUACCAUUACAAAUCACCACCACCACCUUCUCCUUCACCUCCACCACCUUAUUACUACAACUCCCCACCACCACCCAAAGUUUACUAA
Pistacia vera is the source of this 1341-nucleotide messenger RNA. RefSeq names its product extensin-2-like. The transcript has a single exon. NCBI's taxonomy places the organism in Eukaryota, Viridiplantae, Streptophyta, Magnoliopsida, Sapindales, Anacardiaceae. Gene Ontology annotation, biological process: plant-type cell wall organization. Gene Ontology annotation, molecular function: structural constituent of cell wall. The record is from RefSeq and is a predicted model, not a curated record.